AUGAGGUUGCUUCAUUCUCAUUAUUUUGAUGUUAUUGGCCUUCUUGAAACAAAAGUUAAAUCAAAAAAUGUUUUGAGUUACCAAAAGAAGUUUGGCUCUUCUUGGCUUUGGGUGUGCAAUUAUGAUCAUUCACCUAAAGGGAGGAUUUGGCUUUGUUGCAAUGUAGAUAGAGUAACUGCCAAUGUCUUAAAGAUUCAUGAGCAGUUUAUACAUUGUUGUGUUCUUUCUAAGGAUCUUUUUACUCAAGUUCAUCUCACUGUUGUCUAUUGGCUUCAUUCUAUUCAUGAUAGGCUUCCUAUGUGGGAAGGGAUUAGAAACCUCUCUAUUCAACAUUCUCCUUGGCUCUGUGCUAGUGACUUUAACUCUGUUCUUCAUACUUCAGACAGGCUUCAUGGUACUGAUGUUACUGAUCAUGAGACUAGAGAUUUCCAGAGUUUGGUUGAUGAUUUGGACCUCACUGAGGUCAAGAGCAAAGGAGCCUUCUACUCUUGGUUAAAUAAGGCUCACACUGGUCCUAGAACUCUUUCUAGGAUUGAUAGAGUCUUUGGUAACCAAGCUUGGUUGGACUCUCAUGGUCAUGUUGAAACUGUCUAUCUUCCCCCUUCUUUAUCUGACCAUAGUCCAGUUCUUUUGGAUAUUUGUCCUGCUCCUGCUGGGAAAGGUAGACCUUUUAGAUUUCUCAACUGUAUUGCUGAUCAUCCUAAUUUUCUUGAUAUUGUUUCUCAGGCUUGGUGUUCUGGUAGUUCUGUCUGGCAGAAGCUUAAUUCUGUGAAGUCUAGUAUUAAGUCUCUUAAUAGCAAGCAGUUUAGCAAUAUUGCUGAGAAGAUUGAUCAAGCUAUUGUUGAGCUUGCUGGAAUUCAGAACUUAAUGGCUCAAAAUCCUGAUGAUUUGGAUUUAUAUGAAAAAGAAUCUGAUGCUAUUAAGGUUGUCAAACACUGGAAUGAUAUUCAAGAAAGCAUCUUCAAACAAAAGUCUAGGAUCAACUGGAUUAAGCUUAGAGAUGGCAAUUCCCAUUAUUUUUUCUCAGAGAUGAAGAAUAGGCAAGCAAAGAACAGAAUUGACUCUAUUUUUGACUCUAACCAUGUUUUGCUUAAGGACCCGGAUUCUGUUUCUCAUGAGAUUAUUUCUUUCUAUAAGUCUCUUUUAGGGACUAAGGCUCCUUGGCUUCCUGCUCAGUGA
Chenopodium quinoa (quinoa) is the source of this 1179-nucleotide messenger RNA. RefSeq lists its product as uncharacterized. Lineage: Eukaryota; Viridiplantae; Streptophyta; Magnoliopsida; Caryophyllales; Amaranthaceae. The coding region runs from base 1 to 1179 and encodes 392 amino acids. The transcript has a single exon. The record is from RefSeq and is a predicted model, not a curated record.